Molecule: messenger RNA, 1003 nt
Organism: Rhagoletis zephyria (snowberry fruit fly)
Lineage: Eukaryota; Metazoa; Arthropoda; Insecta; Diptera; Tephritidae
Biological process (GO): chitin-based cuticle development
Cellular component (GO): chitin-based extracellular matrix
Molecular function (GO): structural constituent of chitin-based larval cuticle
Source: RefSeq, a predicted model, not a curated record
GAUUGGUUUAUUAAUACAGAGAUUGUUACUUGUAUAAAUAGGAAAAUCUACAGACUAGAAAUCAUCAUAAAAUAAUUAUAUUCUCACCAAGAAGUAUCAAACCAAAUUUAAAGAUGCGCUUCUUUAUCGUUAUGUGCGUAAUGGCCACAGCCUCCGCUGAUAAAUUGGGUUACAAUUAUCGUCCAGUAGCUCAUUCAGAAUCUGGGCUCUCCUUUGCCCCUGGUGGAUCUUCAGGUAGUUUUGGAGGACUCACCGGAUUAAAAGGAUCGAGUGGCAAUGAAGGACUUAGUGGCUUGGGCAGCAAUGACCACCUAGGUGGCUUUAGUGGGCUCAGUGGUUUGGAAGGUGGUCUUGGAGGGUCUGCGGACUUAGGCGGCAUUGGUGCUCCAGUAGGUCGUUUUGGAAGCGUGGGCCCUUCGUAUUCGUCACCUGCCGAAUUCAACAAAGAAUACUUCACAUAUACUGCUCCCGAACAGGAAUUUGAUAAUGCUGAUGCUGCUCAACAAGCUGCCAACUCAUUAAAACAGAACCUGCGUGUUGUUUUCAUCAAAGGACCUGAAAACCAAGGUCUCGAAAAUGCAGCCCUCCAAUUGGCCAAGCACGCUGCCGAAGACCAAACCGCUAUCUAUGUUUUGCAAAAACAGAGCGACAUCUCGGAUUUGGCUAACAAACUCAAUGCGAUUCAAAGUCAAAGCAGCCACAGGCCCGAGGUGCACUUCGUCAAAUACCGCACUCCUGAAGAUGCCGCCAACGCCCAGCAAGCCAUCCAAUCACAAUACGACCAAUUGGGUGGAAGCUCUCAAGCACAUAAUAGUGGUGUUGCCCCUGUGCACAACUUUGCUUCACAGGCUCCUGUUCGCUCGCCAGAAGUGCACGCUCCCCGCAACGCUUACUUGCCCUCGUCCAUUAUUCGUUUUUAAAUGAGGCUCAUGAUAGAUGGCCCAGCCAGUAUUGAUUGUUACCUAUUACCUAAUUGAAGAACUGAAUUAUUAAAUUAGUUGUA